AUGAAAAAGGAAAAAACAAAAAAGGGGAAUAGUGCUACGAGUUAUCAGGAUUAUGGUGCUGAUGAUCAGAUGAACAAUGACAGAAGUGGAGAUGUUUGUAUAGGUAAUUGUAAUUCGAAAGUUAGUAGUAAAAUGGAAGAAGGAGAUGAAAAUGUCACCACACGCGAUGUAAGUUGUACAAGUGAAUUAUACCCAUUUGAGGAAUUUCAAAAAAAGGAAAAUUUUGAUAACACAGAUCUGGAAACUGAUCUAAGGGAAACAAUAAAUAGAUCAAUGGAUAUAGAAACAAGUUGGGAAGAAUUUGAAAAGAAGGAGGAUGAAAUUCCCAGCUAUUGUAAUCAACAUAUGUUACAAGGAGGGGAAGAUGAAAUAAGUGAUAUAUCUACAGAUGAAAUGUUGAGCGGUAUGGAAAGUGACAGUGAUGUCUUGGAUGAUGCAAAGGAGUUAAGUAAAGAUGAAGAAUCAGUUUAUGAACACUUUAAUAGUGAUGAGAUAAGUGCAUUAUCAAGAGAAAUAUUAACUAAAGAAAAGCUCCUAGAAGAAACUAACAAAAAGAUAUGGAACCUAAAGAAUCGAUUCAGCAAAAUUGAAAAAUAUAUAAAUAAUAAAAAAAAGCAAAUAACAAAAACGAAGAAAAUGAUUGAAGAAAAAAGUAAAACAGAAGCAGAAGAAAGAGGUAUAUGUCAAAAUAUUCAAGUGAAGAACGAUUUUUUAGAAAGAGAAAAUGAAAAAUUAAAAUUGGAAAGAGAAAAAAAUAAUGAAAAAAUAGUAAAAACACAGAAUGAUUUACUGCAGUGUGAUAACAAUAUUGAAGAAAUAAAAAAAAAAUUAAUUAAUAAAGAAAAGGAAUUAAAAGAAUGGAUAGAUAAAAUUAAUAAACUACAAAAGGAAGAAUUUGAGAUAGAAAAAUUUACCCUGUCAAAAGAUAAAGAAAUUAAAAACUUAACUUACAAAUUAGAGAAGCUAUGUCUAGAAAGAGUAGAACAAGAAAAAAAAGUUAGUGCAAUUAAAACGAAAAACAUGCAAUUAAGUAUGGAAUUACAAGCAAGCGUAAGAAGAAAUGAAGAAAUGGAAGAAGAAAAAAAAAACCUUCAAAUAAAGUGGAAAUGCAUUGUAGACACUAUAAAUAAUAGGGAUCAAACGAUAUACAAAUUUGAAGAGGAAUUUCAAAAAUAUCUAAAAAAAAAAGAAAAGUUAACACAGAAAUAUGCAUCUAUAAAUCAACAUAUAGACGCACAGAAAAUGAAAAAUAAUGAAUUGAAUGACAAAAUAAAAAGAGAAGAAAUGUAUUUAAACAAAUUACAGAAUGACAGAACCAAGGUAGAGGAUGCAUACAAAAGGGUUCAUGAUGAAAGGGAUAUUUUGUUUAAAGACUUGGAAUGUGAAAAAAUCGCAUCUAAGGAAAAAUUUGAAGAAAAAAAAAAUCUCCAAAUCAGUUUGGACGAUUUAGAAAAGACAUAUGAAAAGCUCAUUACAUCAUAUGAGGAAUCCAAAAAGGAACAAAUGAAGGAAGAGCUAAAUAAUGUGGAAAAGAAUAAAUUAAUAAAAUCUAACGAACAGAUACUAAAAGAAGAAAACAAAUUAGCAAAACUGAAUACAGAAAUAAAAGCAUUAGAUGAAGAGAAAUUUCGAUUAUAUGAAAUUUUAAAGAAAAGUAAAAAUGAUUAUAUUGCCCUGGAAUCAGAUAUGGUAGGAACACAAAUAAAAAUUAAGCAAAUUAAAAAUAACAUUAAAAAAACUGAACAAGAAUUGGAGAGACAAAAGGAAAUUUUAUAUAAAUUUGAUUUCCAAACACAAGUACUAACUAAAAAACUUAAUGUCGCAUCUGGAAUUAGCACCUUUGAAACAAAAAAAAAAAGUCAAAAGAAAAUAAUUACUUUAGAAAAAGAGCUCAAUAAAUAUGAGGAAAUAUAUAUUACUCUGAAUAACGAAAUUAAACGCAUUAACAUUGAAUUAAAAAAUAUAAAAACUCAUCAAACAUGUUUGAUAGAAGAAAAAUGCAACAUUCAUCAAGAGAUAGAAAACUUAGAACUUGAAAUUAAGUCCUUAGAAAGUGCGGUAUCAAAUCAAAAUAAAGAAAAAGAAAACGUCAUGCUCAUUGAAAUGAAUGUAAAAAUAGAGUUAGCCAAAAUAAAGGAAAUAUUUUCGAAAAAUUUAAAUAAUUUAAAUCUUUUAAGAAAAAAGAAAAAAGAAAAUUUCAAAAAUGAAAAAUUAAGUGAACAAGAUAUGAAUGCACAUGUUGAAUCCCUCAAAGCUAUUAUAAAAAAUAUGAAGGAUGAAAUUCAUAAAUUAAAUAUUCAUGUCUAUGAUAAAAAAAGUAAAUGCAACAAUUUGGAGCUCAAAUUAGAUGCUAUAAAUGUUAUCAGUAGGGAAGAAAAAGAGAAUGAACAAGAGUGCAACAACGAUAUAAGCAUUGCCAACCACCCGUAUGCACAAGGAGGUAAAGAAAUUCUUUAUAAAAUUAAAAUAGAAGAAGAUAUUACCAAGUUGAAGAAAGAAAUAAAGACGAUAGAUGAAGAAAUUGAAAGGGGAAAUGAACAAAUAUGCAAAUUUCAAAAAACUUUAAAUGAUAUUAUUCAAACGAAUAAAUCCUUCAGUGAUAACAUAAAAUGCAUAGACCCUCAAUAUAAAUUAUUUUUGAAAAAAAAAAACAAGUUAAACAAAAAAAUGAACGAAAUCAAGGAGGAAAUAUCAUUUAUGGAGAAAGAAAUAAAUGAAUAUAAAAAAAAAAUAAGCGUGGUAGAAAAUCAGCUAAACACUACUCUAAUGGAAACCAAAAGUGUGGAAGACAAAGUAACUCUUUUGAAAGAAAAUUGUUCCAAAAUGGAAGUAUCCAUCAACGAAAUAUUCGUAAAAAUUAAAAGAUCAUCCGAUCAGCUGAAGGGUCUCCUGGGUGCAGAAAAAAAGAUGUUCAAGAACCAUUCAGCUGGGGUUCAGAGUACAGACCAUGGAGAAGUUUCUGAAAUGGGUGAUGAAUCAUCUCUUGAAGGAAAAUCAAAUAAUCAUUCAGAAAAUGUUACACUGGAAAAGAAAAUUUUUAAACAAAUACAAAUGGAAUCAUUAAAGGAGAAGAUAGACCUUCUCUUAGAAUGCUUCAAAAAUUAUGGAGAUAACACAGUAGUUGAGCAGAUUUAUCAUGUUAUAGAGGCUUCUGAAUAA
Molecule: messenger RNA, 3159 nt
Organism: Plasmodium gonderi
Lineage: Eukaryota; Apicomplexa; Aconoidasida; Haemosporida; Plasmodiidae
Exons: 1
Coding region: 1-3159 (1052 amino acids)
Biological process (GO): cilium movement; inner dynein arm assembly; cilium-dependent cell motility
Cellular component (GO): axoneme
Source: RefSeq, a predicted model, not a curated record